GGAGAUUUAAGUAUCAAACAGUAGUGAGCAGUCGCCCUUGAGCAGUAAAUGUGCUUUGGCUAAAUUGUGUUGUGAAAGACAUUCGUUUUGACAUUUUCCUAAGUAUAGCUAAGGAAACAAGAAUUUGUGAUGCUAGAGAAAAUUACUUACUUUUAGAGAAAGUAUCGCGUGGUUUGUGUAUUGUGUUUCCAUUUAUGUGUUUGCCAUCCGUCUGGCAAGAACUGUUCGUGAUCUUUGGAUUAAAGUGCGAUUGACUUCAGGUGUAUCAAACUUUUCUAGACUACCAACAGGUGUCAAUGGCAUUUGUCGCUUUGGGAAAGAUGACAUCAAACACCCAAUUCAAAUCCCCCCAAAACAAUAGGCUUCUCGAUAAGUUAUCCCGAAUUACCAAAAAUCUGGCCACACCCUUUGAGCCCGAAACUUCAUGUGAAGAAGGAUUGGCGAAAAUUAUCCUUGCACUAUCGAAUUUCUCUUCGGUAGACUACAGAAAUCAAGGCGAGCACUCAGCAGCAAUUCCUCUGCCUGAUUUGGCUUCUCCAAAACAGCCGGAAAUACUGAAAAAGUUCCCCCGCGUGAAAUUUAAUUUCACCGGUCAUGGCAAAAAGUCGCAAACUUUUUCAAACGCCAAGGUUCGGAAACUUGAUGAGUCUAUUGCCCGGUUAAGGAAAACCAACAAGGAACUGAAGAAAAAGUUGAAUAAAGCUAGACAAGAACUCAAUUUAGGGAUCCCAAAGGAUGCUACCCAUUCAAACGCUUCGAAUGAGGUGUUUGAAUUAGAGGGUGAAGGUUUUUUUCAUGAGCCUGAAGUGUCUUGUAGAGAUGGGAUGCAGCAGCAUUUUCCAAUCGAUAAUUCUAAUAUCCCUGAUCCCGUGCCAACCAAAACGUCAAAUGAAAAGAAAGUUUUUAAAUGCGACGUUUGCCCCAUGGAAUUCACCGCGAAAGGAACCCUCGAAAAACACAAAAUGAAGCACGCCCAUCCUUUAAAAUGGAUUGAAUGCCAAUAUUGUGAACAUAAGACAGUUUAUGCUGGAAAUAUGAUACGUCAUUUAAGGAUUCAUGGAAGUGCUGGUGAAAAGCAGCAAUUCAAAUGCGACGUUUGUUCUAAGAAUUUUUCCCGGAAAGAUCAUCUCAAAUUCCACAAAUUAGGUCACAUGACUCCUCAAGCUUGCCCUUUUUGUGAUAAAUAUAAAACACCUUAUCCGAUUCGACUGACGCAUCACAUUCGAAUGACCCACAACAAGUAAAUUUCAGAACCGCAGUUCUGUGUUCGUGAGAAGGUGCAUAGCGAGAAGUGAUCAAGAUGUCAAAUAAUUGUUUAUGAUGCUUCGUAAAUGACACACCCGCUAGGAGAUACAAUGCAAUCUCUCAUCGUCGUCUGCUGUUAACGGUUCUUUUUUUUAUAAUUUAGUCCGAAUUUUCUACUUCAUAGCCAUCUCCGUCGUAUCAGAAGUUUAACAUUUGCAAUUGUUUUCCAUUUUCUGGGAUUUUAUUUUACUGAUGGCGUCUUCAAUUGAGUUGGAUCUUAUUUUCCAAGCAGUUGACACAAACUCGGUUCCAAAACUGAAGCAAGUACGUGACAAUUAUGGAUUGAAGACAAUCGCGAUCAAUUUAUCCAACUACACAAUCUAACGCCAGUGCAACUAAUAGCCAUCACAAAGAACAUUUUUCAUAUUGUCAAGUGGUGUGCAGGGCAGUUUAAAGAAAGCUUCAUGCUCAACUUAGAUAAGCUGGAGUGUUCAAUCGUGAUCUGACAGAUACUUUCUACUGACAAAUUUCCAAUAAUUGAACUUAUUGUUUAUCUGGUUGACACUAAAACUCCACAUUCAUCGUCUUGGUCUAAAGACCAGCUCAAUCACUCAAUGCAAGAAAGUAGUAUGACUGGAAUUGAUUGGUGCCUUACUCAUCUCUCGGCAACUUUAGCACUUUAACAGAGUUGGGAGUCUCAGCACUGAGUGGACUGCAGAGCUGGAAAGAUUCUAUGGCCCCACAACUUUCCUUAUCUGAUGGUGACUUGGCUGACUUCAAUGUAUGAAACUUUUCGAAUUCAUGCACUGUUAUUGACACAACGAAUCUUGGACCAACUCAAUUCAGGACUACCAAGCAGACCCUACUUAUUUCAUCUGAAAAGUCUAUUGCGGUAUGCUCGUGAGUGUAGUCUCCGUAAUCAAUCUUCUCGUGCAGUCAACAUUUACCUUCUCAUUUUGGAACAAUCUCACAAUUUUAAUCCAAAGGCCAUCCUCUUCCAAGUGUAAAGACAUUUUCAUCGGUACGCUUCAUCUACUAUUAAAGUGCUUCAGUAAAAUGGAAAACGAACCCGCUUAAAGCCCAGGACGAGAAGAAUUCUCUGCAGCCAACCUAUAUUGAUGGUUAUCACAUUUUGCACAGUCACAGCGAAAGUUUUACCAGUGUAUUCAACAAACUUUUACAUUCAAACGAAAAGACGCGAUUUCAUGGGAAUCUUUUAUCUGUUUGUGUUAAAGCUUGUUCCGAAAAUCCCAGAGUUGAACGAACAAGAAAAAGAAGAAUUUGAAACUUGCUUAACCGAUUACUUUAGUCUCAAAGUGAACAAAUCUACCCUUCGCUCCUUCAUGCUGCAUUUAACGAUUCCAGCCGGCCUCUUAGUGCAACCAGCUUGAAGACUAUCCAGCUGUUUCUAAAACUCGGAGCUCAUCGAAAUGCCAUGGACGAGUAUGAUCUGAUUGAUGCUGGUAGCCACCUUGAUACAGCCAGACCAGACGGCGAGAACGUCCUCAGUAUCUUAAAAGCUAGGCGAAAGAAAAAUGAACAGGGUUUCCAUUUAUUUUGUUUCGGUCAUUAGUACCUCUAUCCUGCUACUGUCAGAGCUAUAGACCUCCUAUAGCUAUAGACUGGAGUCUAUAGCUCUGCUACUGUGUCCGUGUCAUCCGACAGCAUGCAGAUCUAUUUCACGAAGCCCAUCAAAAUCUAGAGUUCAACCUGCAGACGGGCCGGCCGGUUUGCAUGUCAUUCACGCUUGAAGGUCACGAGAUACAUUAAGUAUAACUGUCAAUGCGGUGGUGAAG
Molecule: messenger RNA, 3041 nt
Organism: Daphnia pulex (common water flea)
Lineage: Eukaryota; Metazoa; Arthropoda; Branchiopoda; Diplostraca; Daphniidae
Product: zinc finger and BTB domain-containing protein 49-like
Exons: 11
Coding region: 297-1244 (315 amino acids)
Biological process (GO): regulation of transcription by RNA polymerase II
Cellular component (GO): nucleus; chromosome
Molecular function (GO): chromatin insulator sequence binding
Source: RefSeq, a predicted model, not a curated record